This is a messenger RNA of Heterotrigona itama, 1301 nucleotides long. Lineage: Eukaryota; Metazoa; Arthropoda; Insecta; Hymenoptera; Apidae. The record is from the annotation of a GenBank genome assembly.
AUGCGUAUGUCCCAUAUGCGGUCCGAGAGUCAUUUCGCUCAUCAUAGGUCCCAUUGGGCCCAUUGGACCCAUUCCCAUCACUGGAUACCCUACACCCAUACCCCAAACUCCUGUCAAUCGUUCAUUCCAGGCAGUGGUAUCGGUGGAGGUAUAGGAGGAAAUCCUUGGCCCGCUAAUUCCAUAAAACUUUGCGGGCCUGCGAUUGGAGCGAGAGGCCCCAUUGGCCCUAUACCUAAAAAGUACACAGGAUAUUCUAAAUAUACGUACCAACAAACGACGUACCACGAGUGGAUGAAAUCGGAGGAAUUACGGUAUUUUACCGGCUCGGAGAUUUUAACAUUGGCAGAGGAGUUUCAAAUGCAAAAGCGAUGGCAUCAGGACCAAGACAAAGCUAUGAUCGGGGAUACAAAUUUGUUUUUUAACGAGUCGGAUCAACCAAAUACCGCAGAAGUUGAAAUCAUGAUAGCAGAUGUUGCUCGCAGAGGAAGAAAAAGAGGUUGGGAAGCGAUGAUUCUAAUGUUGCUCUAUGGUACGAAAAAGCCAAGUUUUCCAAGAGUAUACUUUUGAAAAAGUGAUAAAUGAGGAUUGGGUGGACUGGUUACAUUCCGAGGCUAGUAUGGAUGUAACUACUUGUGAAGACCGUGACGAGCAGAAAGAGAAAGAGAAUAACCCUGCCCAUGAUUUGGUAGUUCAAAAGUUGAAAAGUUCUGCACAGAAAAGACCGCUCCUCUUCAAUUCACUGAUAUACGCUUCUUUUUAUACCGGCGCCGAAUUUGCACAACAGACUUACAGCAAAAUAUUCAAGUUUCCGUUAUCGUCGUCUUCGUCAUCGGUAAACAGCGAAGAGACGGACACUUCUAAAACUGAGAAACCGCUGUUUGUUUGGAUAAGAAAAUUUGAUCAAAUGCUGGGUUUAUUGAACGAAAAUGAUUCGAUGCAACCGAGAAGUUACAAUUGGCCUCAACUUAAGCGAUAUGCUAUUUAUGGCUGCUUGAUUGCAGGGCCGUUGCUACACGGAUGGUACAAAUGGUUGGAUAUGUUUUAUAAAGGCAAAACUAUAAAAAUUGUUCUCACAAAACUUUUGGUCGACCAAUUUGUUCUUACACCACCAUUAAUUACGCUGUUUUUCAUCAACUUCGUGUAUGUAUUGGUUACCAGUUCAGUUUUUAAAUUUUCUACUAGUACCGCCAGUAUUGCGAGUCUCGUUUGUUAGUAUCGCAGCUUUUUGUUGGGCAAACAUACUCUGUUAUUUAAAAAGUACACCUGUAUCCACAUGCUGUGAUGAUCAAAUAAAAUAUUAA